CAAACGAAAGCAUUUUCGGGCGGGCAGUAUCGAAAGAGUGAAGCAAGUGGAUUAACCUCACCGACAGGCAGCAAAAAAACAAAUAAAAGAAACUAAAAUGAAAUUUCUGAGCAUUCUGGUGGCUCUGUGCCUGCUGCUGGCGCUGGCCUUUGCACCCACACAGGCGGACGAUGCAUCCCCCGAAAAGGAACCCAAAACUGUGAGCAAGUUUUGUCCCUGUCCCCGGAACUACGAUCCGGUGUGUGCCUCCAAUCUGGUCACCUAUCCCAAUCGCUGCGAAUACAAUUGUGUGCGUCGUGAGGCGGAACGUCAAGGCCGCAAUCUGGGACUCCUGCGCUCGGGCCAGUGCUGAGCAGAAAGCAAAAUUUUUAAUAUAAAACAAACGGAAAAAUAAAGGAUAUGCUGACGUGUA
This is a messenger RNA of Drosophila guanche, 412 nucleotides long. Its product is annotated as trypsin inhibitor ClTI-1-like. Bases 98 to 352 code for a protein of 84 amino acids. The transcript has a single exon. The record is from RefSeq and is a predicted model, not a curated record. Gene Ontology annotation, molecular function: protein binding. NCBI's taxonomy places the organism in Eukaryota, Metazoa, Arthropoda, Insecta, Diptera, Drosophilidae.